Perkinsus marinus ATCC 50983 is the source of this 252-nucleotide messenger RNA. RefSeq lists its product as hypothetical. NCBI's taxonomy places the organism in Eukaryota, Perkinsozoa, Perkinsida, Perkinsidae. The transcript is spliced from 2 exons. The annotation marks the transcript as partial. The record is from RefSeq and is a predicted model, not a curated record.
AUGGGGGGAGGGCCUGCUUUUUGCUGUAGGGCUGGCUGGGUGAGAGACAUCGAAUGGGCCUCUCAGGGUCUCGGUGAGAAGGUCGGUUCACGUCUGCUGUUGGCGGCUGAUACUGCUAGCUCUGAGUACACGUUUGGGUAUGGCGCUGGUGCCACGAGCAUCAAAGAGAGAUAUUCGACUGAUGAGGUUGAACGCAUUUAUGUUGCAUGCCGUGGCUCUCCUGGAUGCUCAGUGGAAUGGCAACGGGUGGAA